AUGGGGGCCGGUUCCAGCAGCGAGGCGGCCGCUGUGGCGCACGUCUCCGACGCGGAGGUUGACCAUGCCGAGCAGUUGCGCCAGAAACAGCGGAUGCUUGAGGAGAAGCGGCGUCGCUACGCCCGCCUGUCCUCCGAGGCGGUGCAGAGAAAUAAGGACAAGGGGAAAAAUGUGAUUGAAAAGGUGUACGAGGAGGAUUUUGACACCAUCGACCGCGUCCAGGCAAUGCGGUUUCCGCCCAUGGUGGUAAGGGAGCUGCAGAACGCGGUCGAUGCGGAGGCGGAGAGACGAUGUGCGGAGGUGGAGAAGACGAUGGCGCGUUGCCUGCAGGACAAGAUGUGGACGACGUGGAAGUGCCAGAAGGAGCGGGACCGGUACAUCAAGUGCACGGUGGAGGGGAAGAAGGACAAUGAUCUGCUCAUGGCCUAUCGCUGGAAGUACAAUUUAGGGACACUGCACGGUGAGACUAUAGGUCGCAACAACAUGAUGCGGCGCAUCUGGAGCGAGCAUUUUCCUGAUCGUGAGUUACCGCACCCCUGGGUGAGCGACCAGUGA
Messenger RNA from Trypanosoma rangeli, 555 nucleotides. RefSeq lists its product as uncharacterized. The record is from RefSeq and is a predicted model, not a curated record. Bases 1 to 555 code for a protein of 184 amino acids. The transcript has a single exon. NCBI's taxonomy places the organism in Eukaryota, Euglenozoa, Kinetoplastea, Trypanosomatida, Trypanosomatidae.